This is a messenger RNA of Neocloeon triangulifer, 5185 nucleotides long. Its product is annotated as peroxidasin. Lineage: Eukaryota; Metazoa; Arthropoda; Insecta; Ephemeroptera; Baetidae. Gene Ontology annotation, biological process: response to oxidative stress. The record is from RefSeq and is a predicted model, not a curated record. The coding region runs from base 94 to 4650 and encodes 1518 amino acids. Gene Ontology annotation, molecular function: peroxidase activity; heme binding; protein binding. The transcript is spliced from 24 exons.
GCAUCUCUUGAUUUGGAAUUUAGUCGAGUCGAACGAGUGCUGCGAAUCGGACGGCCCGCCGACGACCCGUGCCGGCUUCCGACAACGACGAGCAUGUGGUGGCCGCUGUGGAUGAUCGCGUGCGCCCUGGUGGCCGUCGGCCGCGGCCAGCAGCAAAACUGCCCUUCCAACUGCCUCUGCUUCCGCACCACCGUCCGAUGCAUGUACCUGCACCUGACAGACGUGCCGCAGGUGCCGCAUAACACCACCACCCUGGAUCUGCGGUUCAACAAGAUCAAAGAAAUCCAGCCGGCCGCCUUUCAGAACCUUAGGAAGCUCAACACGCUAUUGCUGAACAACAACCAGAUCUCUCGGCUGCGGAAUGGCGUUUUUUUCGGUCUGGUUGAACUGAAGCAUCUCUACCUGUACAAAAACCGAAUAAAAGAUAUUGAAGCCGACGUUUUCAAGGGUCUGCACAAGCUUGAACAACUGUAUUUGCAUUUCAAUGAUCUUGUUACCAUUCAUCCGGGCACUUUCAAUAACCUCGGCGCCCUCUCGAGGCUGUUUUUGCAACACAACAAGCUGCAGAAAAUUCCGGCGGGUGCCUUCAAGAACCUCGUAUCCCUCGAACGACUACGACUGGACAGCAACGCUCUCGUCUGCGACUGCGAAAUGGUGUGGCUGGUGAAGAUGCUCAAGGAGCAGAUGAAGGACACGCAAACAGCUGCCCACUGUCAGCAACCCGUCGACAUGCAGGGCAAAUCUCUCACACUGAUGACUGACGAUGAUUUCCACUGCCGCAAGCCCGAGAUCAAGGAGGAGCCGCACGACGUUGAGAUCACUUUCGGUGGCACCGUCUACUUCACGUGCAAGGCCGACGGCGACCCGCAGCCAAACAUUGUCUGGCUCAGGAAUAGCCAGGAGGUGGACACGAAUCCGCGCUACUCGGUGCUGGGCGACGGCACCCUUAUGAUUGCCAACGCAGCGCUGGACGAUGUCGGCGUUUACGAGUGUCUCGCGAGAAACUCGGCCGGCCACACCAAAUCCAGAUCUGCGGUCAUGCGGGUUGGACGCACUGUUGCAAAGCCUCGGUUCUCCCUGAACCCUGAGGACUAUUACGGGCACCAAGGUCAGCAGGUCAGUCUGCACUGCACCGCUGUCGGACAGCCCACGCCAAAAAUCACGUGGUCCAGGGACGGCAGGGAAAUCAGAAACACUGACCACAUACGAGUGUGGGAAAACGGCACCCUGACCAUCAGACAUUCGCGGGUCGAGGACUCGGGGCAGUAUCGCUGCUCGGCCACCAACUUCCUCGGGACCAUCAACAGCAUCGUGUUCGUGAAAGUUGUUGGUGCUCCGAUUCUGAGCGAAACGCCAAAGAACGAGAGUGCGAGAGCCGGUGAUUUAGUUCAGUUUCGAUGUCUUGCUAAUGGCCAGCCGGCGCCGACCGUCAGCUGGUACAGGGAGGGCCAGCUCAUUCCUCCCGGGGGUAACGUUGCCCUGCUUGCAAAUGGUCAAAUUUUGCGAAUCGAACGAGUUAAGCUCUCAGACGCGGGCCAGUACACGUGCAUUGCUCGCAAUACGGCCGGCCAAGUUUUUGCCGGCGCGUGGCUCGGAGUGGAAGAUGAACGUCGCGAAGCGCCCGUUUUCCAAGACCAGCCCUACGACAUGACCGUGCCACCUGGGGCGACGGUGGAGGUGCCCUGCAGCGCCUCUGGAUACCCUCACCCUGAAAUCGAGUGGCGCAAGAACAGCGUGCCCAUCGACGAAGACCCGCAGCACAAGAUUGCGUCUGGCGGGAGCUUGUACAUCUAUAACGUCACCUCGGCCGACAGCGGCGAGUACGAAUGCGCUGCUGUGAACGAAAAAGGCAAAAUUUCGGCUAAAGCCACCGUCACUGUCAGAGGCGUUACUGUGGUUGCUGGGCCCGGGGACCAAUUUGUGCAGAGAGCAUAUCAGGAGGCGCAGAGCAAGGUGGACAAAGCUGUGAACGACACCCUGACCUCCCUAUUUGCGCGAACGACCCCAGCCUCUCCUGGAGAACUUCUACGAAUUUUGCGCUAUCCGAAUGCUGAGGCGAGACAAGUUGCUCGGGCGGCUGAAAUUUAUGAAAUCACUCUGGCCAAUGUGAAGAAAUACGUCCUGGCUGGAAUGCAACUCAGCCUUACAGACACCAAAGAUUUUUCGUAUCGGGAGUUGCUGUCCCCAAAGCAUCUGGAGCUGGUUGCAAACCUGUCAGGGUGCAUGCAGCACAGACCGCACGUUGACUGCGACGAUAUGUGCUUCCACACCAAGUACAGGUCCCUUGACGGAACCUGCAACAACCUGAGACACCCGAUGUGGGGCGCUUCCCUUACCGCCUUCCACCGACUUUUGCCAUCAGCAUACGAAAACGGAUUCAAUCUUCCCAUUGGUUGGACAAAAGGGCAAAAGUACUUUGGCUUUGAGAAGCCGAACGCCCGACUCGUUUCCAGCUCUUUGUUGAGCACCACCGACAUCACCCCCGACCACUUCAACAGUCACAUGCUGAUGCAGUGGGGCCAGUUUUUGGAUCACGACAUGGAUCACGCCAUCCCCUCGCUCAGUGGCGAGAGUUACGAGGAUGGCGUGGAAUGUAAAGGGUCAUGCGAGUUUGCGUCCCCUUGCUACCCUAUUCAGAUUCCCGAGCACGAUUUGCGAGGUCGUUUAGACAAGUGCAUGGAUUUUGUGAGGAGCAGCGCUAUUUGCGGUUCAGGAGGCACUUCGGUGCUAUUUGACUCCGUCAACCCCAGGGAGCAGAUAAACCAGCUCACAUCUUUCAUAGAUGCUUCACAGGUCUAUGGAUUCUCAACGGCGGUCGUGUCGGAAUUGAGAGAUUUCAACAGCCAAGACGGACUGAUGAGGUCCAUAACCCUGCCCAGGGUGCAAGGAGAACUUCUGCCGUUGGCAGACCGCGAUUUCAUGGACUGCAGACGAGACCCAAGGGAACACAACAUUGGCUGCUUCAUGGCCGGAGACAUCAGGGCCAACGAACAAGUGGCUCUUCUGGCCAUGCACACCAUUUGGCUCAGGGAGCACAACAGAGUGGCGAAAAAGCUGCGAACAUUCAACCCUCUCUGGGAGUCGGACUCCGUUUUUCACGAAGCUCGGAAAAUCGUAGGUGCCCAGAUGCAGCAUAUCACGUUCACGCACUGGCUGCCCCACAUUUUGGGCCCGUCAGGCAUGGAAAAGCUGGGAAGUUACAAGGGCUAUCAGCCGGACACAGACCCCCGGAUUGCAAACGCCUUCGCAACGGCCGCCUUCCGCUUCGGCCACUCGAUGAUCAACCCCCAGCUGGACCGACUCAACGCCUCUUUCCACCCUAUUCCUGAAGGACCCCUGCCUCUCCACAGGGCAUUUUUCUCGCCCUGGCGUCUCGUUGAGGAAGGUGGCGUCGAUCCCCUGAUGAGGGGUAUGAUUUUCUCCCCUGCCAAGCUCAAGACUCCCCAGCAAACGCUCAACUCUGAUCUGACGGAGAGACUCUUUUCAGCUGCCCACAAUGUUGCUCUUGACCUGGCUGCGAUCAACAUUCAAAGAGGACGUGACCACGGCCUACCCAGUUACAACGAAUACAGGCAGUUCUGCAAUUUGACUGCAGCAGAGUCAUUCCAUGAUCUUCGAAAUGAAAUCAAAAGCAGUGAAAUCCGAGAGAAAUUAAAGAAACUUUAUGGGCACCCAGGAAACAUUGAUUUGUUUGUGGGCGGAAUUCUCGAAGACCAAGUUGACGGAGGCAAAAUUGGACCUACCUUCCAGUGCAUCCUGGUUGAUCAAUUCCGCAGACUCAGAGACGGCGACAGAUUCUGGUACGAGGACCCAGCGGUUUUCACGCCAGCCCAGUUGACGCAGCUUCGGCAGUCAUCGUUGGCGGCCGUUCUGUGUAACAACGGAGACGCCAUCGACCGCAUGACCAAGGACGUUUUCCUGCUGCCGUCAAAACAGAGAUCAGGAAUCAUGUCUUGUGAAGAGUUACCACAAAUCGAGCUGAGUUUCUGGACUGAAUGUUGCGAAGACUGCAAGAGUUCAGCAAGAUUUGAAGGCGUGGGCAGGAGGUUCCGUCGUAGUGCAAACCAACAAUCAGAAUCUGACCAAUCUGUAGAGAAAAAUCAAGUUUUCGAGACAACUCCUGCACCAACCAGGCGCCGAUCCAAAAACUCUGGCAGGACAACGUCGACAACCGCAGUUCCAACCACCACAAGCACCACUCAAAGCACAACAACCACGGCCUUGACUACAACCACAACUCUUCCGACGACCCCCGCCGAAGAGUCUGCCGAGAAUGAAGAUCACCAAGAGGGGGACAGACCUGAAGAGGAAGAUGACGAAGAGGCCAAGAGCUUAGCAGAGGUUCUGCGGUACGUCAACAAACAGUUGAAAAAGAUCAAACGCAAGAUGAAGAAACUGGAGCACAGGAUCAUUAAUGAGGACUCACACAAACAGCUCAAGCACAACAGCAAACAGUGCACAGACGAUACAGGACACGUCCGGCUGAACGGAGAGAUCUGGCACUUGGACUCGUGCACCCAGUGUCACUGUCUUAAGCACCAGAUAACUUGCACCAGAAACAUCUGCCCUCCGCUAAUUUGCAACCUGCCGCAAGUAGCCAUUACCCAUGAAGGCGAGUGCUGCGCGCGCUGCACACCUCCUAAGGCCUAGGAGGGCCUCCAGCAAGACUAAGCCUAGUCAAUUUUGUGUGGUCCUCAUAUCACAGAAAACACUUUACCACGUAGUCCAACCCACAGAAGAUGUGUGUAAAAAUGUCUAGCAUUAAAAUAUUUGCAGAAAAUCAGCAAAAUCUAUUCCAAUUAUGACAAAAGUUUUAGAAAAGUGGCCAUUUUAUAAUCCUGCCUACAGAAGUUAAAAAGAGUUUAAAUUAAGCAACUUGUAGCAGUCACUUAACUCUUCCUGUAGUGCUGCUCUAGCUCUUAAUAGUGCCACUUUUUCAAUAGUUUUAGCACCGCCUAUUUUCAAAGUGUUCAGUUUUAAGCGUAAUAAAAUUAACAAAAUACAUUAUAAAAAUUAAAAUGUUUCAUGUAUGGUGUGAAUGAAGCUCGCUUGCGAAUGAUCUCUUGAAAUGGCUUAUUAAUUAUUGUAAAAAUCCAUGACUUGAAAUAAUGUAAUUAAGCCUGUUCCGUGUCUAGCUGAUGUGUCAGAAAAUAGUGUGAACUUCUCCUAACAAUAAAAACUUCCA